UGCCUGAACAUAAGAUCCAUCAAAUUUAUCCAACACAAAAUGUCACAGCUGAGGUUGAAGCUUUCAGUUUUCCCUUUCUCAGACAAUGGAACUUCAAGUACUGUCAGAUGUAGUAGCCUUAAUAACUCAACAGUAAGUACAUGUAAUCAAUCAUUACAAAAAUCAAUUGGAAAAAUAAGAGAGAGGAUUACAAAUGGAAAGGUUGAGAUAUCUCCGUCUGCAUACGACACGGCGUGGGUGGCUAUGGUGCCGGCGAGGGAAUAUUCCGGCUGUUUCCCGCAGUGCUUGGAUUGGAUCUUUGAAAACCAGAACCCGGAUGGGUCAUGGGGUAUGGAUCCGGGUCAUCCAUCUCUGGUCAAACACUCUCUUUCUUGCACACUCGCAUGCUUGCUUGCCCUCCGCAAAUGGAACGUCGCCCACCAACAACUCCACAAAGGAUUGGAAUUCAUAAGAGCGAAUAGUUGGGCAGCUAGCGACAAGGAUCAAAUUUCUCCAAUUGGUUUCAAUAUUAUUUUCCCUAUGAUGAUCACCUAUGCUAAUGAAAUGGACCUUACUCUGCCUUUUGACCAACAUUUACUUGAUUCUAUAUUUCAAAGUCCUUACUCCCAAAUUAUAAGUAGUAUUUUGAAAUCUCUGGCAGUGCCCACUGUUUAUCCAUUGGAAAUAUACACUCGUCUCUGCCUCGUCGAUACCAUCCAAGAGUUGGGAAUAGAUCGAUACCUUCAAUACGAAAUCGACAUUAUUCUUGAUGAAACAUACAGACUAUGGAAACGGAAAGAAGAAGAGAUUUUCACAGACAUUACUUGUUGUGCCGUGGCAUUUAGACUAUUGCGGAUCAAAGGAUUUGAAGUCUCGUCGGAUGAAUUGGCUCCAUAUGCCGAGCAAGAUCACGUUAACCUAGAAACGACCGGCGUGAGUACGGUUCUUGAGCUUUACCGAGCAUCGCAUAUAUCAAUACACGAAGAAGAAACAACUCUCGACGCUAUAAAUGAUUGGACCAGCAAAUUUCUGAAGCAGCAGUUGCGUAGUGAAACCAUUUUUGACAAGAAAUUGCAAAAAAAGGUGGAAUACGAGUUGAAGAACUUCCACGGCAUACUAGGACGAGUUGGAAAUAGACGAAGCCUUGAUCUAUACGACGUGGAUAAUUACCAAAUUAUGAAAACCGCGUAUAGGUGCCCCACAAUAUAUAACCAAGACUUUCUCGUAUUCGCGCGGCAAGAUUUUAAUCAUUGCCAAGCUUUACACCAGAAAGAGUUUCAGCAAUUAGAGAGGUGGUACAAAGAUUGUGGGUUGGACCGGUUGAACUACGGACGAAAUGUACUACAUGUUGCUCAUUUUAUCGCAUCAACAGUUAUUGGCGAUCCGCAAUUGGUUGAUGCUCGAAUGUCCUACGCCAAACAUGUUGUGCUUGUAACACGUAUCGAUGAUUUUUUCGAUCAUCACGGUUCUAGAGAAGAAUCACACAAGAUCCUAGAAUUAGUAAAAGAGUGGAAGGAGAAGCCAGCUGUAGAUUAUGGUUCGCAAGAAGUUGAGAUACUCUUUUCCGCGGUGUACCGAACCGUAAACGAGUUGGCAGAAAAGGCUUCUGUCGAGCAAGGCCGUUGUGUUAAACAUCAUCUAAUUAACCUGUGGGUUCAAAUUCUUACAAGCUUCGUUAGAGAAUUGGACACAUGGUGCGACGAUGCUGCAAUGACCUUGGACGAGUACUUGUCUUUUGCUUGGGUGUCAAUCGGUUGCAGAAUCUGCAUUCUCACUUCCAUCCAUUUCAUGGGUAUAAGAUUAUCCGACGACAUGAUUUUGGGUGAAGAAUGUACUAACUUGUGCAUACAUGUUAGCACGGUCAACCGUCUAUUGAACGAUCUUCAAUCUUUUCAGAAGGAGAAAGAAGAAAAGAAGUUAAAUGCAGUGAGCAUUCUAAACGAAGCUCGUGAUAAAGAUGAAGAGAUGGUCGUUUCGGAGAUAGGAAAAUUGGUAGAGUACAACAGGAGAAAACUGUUGAGAAUGGUUUAUCAAAGAGGAAGUGUUCUUCCUAGAAGAUGCAAAGAUUUGUUCUCGGAGACGUGCAAAAUCGGUUAUUAUUUGUACUCGUCUGGUAGUGGUGAUGAGUUCACUUCUCCACAACAAAUGACGGAGGAUAUGAGGUUAAUGAUUCAUACACCCCUAAAACUUCCUCCCUCUUAAGUCAUAUGUAAUUUUAAUUUAUUUUUUUCUGUUGAAACAUUCAUGUGAAUGUAUUUCACACAAUGCAUGGCUCAUAACCUUGAUUUCUGAAAUAACUUCGAGUUUAGAAACAAUAUUGGUUUUGCAUCUAGCCGAGAGAUCUUUAUGGCUAAAAUAGUGAAUUUAUUGUUUUAAUUAGUGUGCUAGCAUAUUUAGUAUGUACUGAAACACACAAAGUCAAAUAAUCGUUUAUUAGGAACAAAA
Erythranthe guttata (spotted monkey flower) is the source of this 2424-nucleotide messenger RNA. Lineage: Eukaryota; Viridiplantae; Streptophyta; Magnoliopsida; Lamiales; Phrymaceae. The record is from RefSeq and is a predicted model, not a curated record.